Messenger RNA from Eucalyptus grandis, 2283 nucleotides. RefSeq names its product plastidial pyruvate kinase 2. Gene Ontology annotation, cellular component: chloroplast stroma; cytoplasm. Lineage: Eukaryota; Viridiplantae; Streptophyta; Magnoliopsida; Myrtales; Myrtaceae. Gene Ontology annotation, biological process: glycolytic process. The transcript has 12 exons. Gene Ontology annotation, molecular function: magnesium ion binding; potassium ion binding; pyruvate kinase activity. The record is from RefSeq and is a predicted model, not a curated record. The coding region runs from base 193 to 1914 and encodes 573 amino acids.
AAAAACCUCUUCCCCGAAAACCGACAAACUCGGCGGCGGCAUUUCCAAGUCCAGCUCCAACUUCCUCGCUUUCCCUCCUCUUCUUCUUCUUCUUCUUCUCCUUCUUCGACACGCUCGAGCACCUUCCAUCCCGCAUUGCGUCGUACCCGCUGAUCGUCUUCUCCGCGGGAACUGUUCCUCGCCAGCGACGAGAUGGCGGAUGUGGUGGCCACCGGAUCGAUCCAGAGCUCGCUGCUCCGUCGCGGCGGCGGCGGAUCCCCGGAGGACCUGGCGGAGAGGCUGAAGAGGCCUUCUUCCGGCUUCGGCUGCUCCAAAGCGCUGCCCCGCGGCGGCGACGGGAGGAGCCCCCCGCGGGCGGUCCCCAGGGGCGCGAGGAUCGCCGCGAGGAGGACCGCGCACGCCGAGCCCAAGGUCGUGCCCGUGUCGCCCGAGGAUGUUCUCCAGGGAGUUCAGCAUCUUAGUGAUGCGUCAGUGGGCAUGUGGUCCACACCUCUGGUUAGGCGGAAGACUAAGAUCGUUUGCACCAUAGGUCCUUCCACCAACACAAGGGAAAUGAUAUGGAAGCUGGCUGAAGCUGGUAUGAAUGUUGCUAGGAUGAACAUGUCUCAUGGAGACCAUGCUUCUCAUCAGAAAGUCAUUGAUCUGGUCAAGGAAUACAAUGCUCAGUCCAAAGAUAAUGUCAUCGCCAUAAUGCUUGACACUAAGGGCCCUGAGGUUAGGAGUGGGGACCUGCCACAACCAAUCAUGUUAACUCCUGGACAAGAAUUCACCUUCACAAUUCGUAGAGGGGUUGGAACGGCGGACUGUGUCAGUGUUAAUUAUGAUGAUUUUGUUAGUGAUGUAGAAGUGGGUGACAUGCUUCUUGUUGAUGGUGGUAUGAUGUCAUUAACGGUGAAGUCGAAGACGGAAGAUUCCGUAAAAUGUGAAGUUGUUGAUGGAGGAGAGCUGAAGUCCAGGAGACAUCUAAACGUCCGAGGAAAAAGCGCUACAUUGCCUUCCAUCACCGAGAAGGACUGGGAUGAUAUCAAGUUUGGUGUGGAGAAUAAAGUUGACUUUUAUGCCGUCUCCUUUGUUAAAGAUGCACAAGUUGUUCACGAGUUGAAAAACUACCUGAAAAGCUGUGAUGCCGAUAUUCAUGUUAUUGUGAAAAUUGAAAGUGCUGACUCCAUACCGAAUUUGCAUUCAAUUAUCACAGCAUCUGAUGGGGCCAUGGUCGCAAGAGGAGAUCUUGGAGCAGAGCUCCCCAUUGAAGAAGUUCCACUUUUGCAAGAAGAAAUAAUCCAGAUGUGCCGUAGCAUGGGUAAGGCUGUUAUUGUGGCCACCAACAUGCUGGAAAGCAUGAUUGUUCAUCCAACGCCAACUAGGGCUGAAGUGUCAGACAUUGCUAUUGCUGUUCGAGAGGGUGCUGAUGCAGUCAUGCUUUCUGGCGAGACUGCUCAUGGAAAGUUCCCAUUGAAAGCUGUGAAAGUCAUGCACACAGUCUCAUUAAGGACUGAAGCAACCAUAGCUGCUGGUGAAAUGCCAUCUAACCUUGGCCAAGCCUUUAAGAACCAUAUGAGUGAGAUGUUUGCCUAUCAUGCUACCAUGAUGUCAAACACUCUUGGAAUCUCUACUGUUGUCUUCACCAGAACUGGUUUCAUGGCCAUUUUGCUAAGCCAUUAUCGCCCUUCUGGAACUAUCUUUGCCUUCACAAAUGAGAAGAGAAUACAGCAGAGACUGGCUUUAUAUCAAGGAGUGUGCCCAAUCUACAUGGAGUUUUCUGAUGAUGCUGAACAAUCCUUUGCUAAUGCAUUGGCGGUGCUGCAGAAGCAAGGAAUGGUCAAAGAAGGAGAAGAGGUCGCACUCGUACAGAGUGGUAGACAGCCUAUUUGGCGUUUCCAGUCCACACAUAACAUUCAGGUCCGCAAAGUUUAGCUGUGAGAAGGAAACUCAAGAAGCCAAACUUCCACAGCAGGCGAUGCUUAAAACAGGUUGUGAAAAGUUGAGACCCGUGCCAAUCCGGCCUUUUUGGAUCGCCCUGAUUUUCUAAGUUUUGUUUUGUUUGAAUUAAAUGUUCCCAGUUUAUUCGAAUUAAUCUAUGCAAAAGUUUUAUACUUUUAGUCCCUGUCGAGGAUUAGGCACUCCAGGGAAUUGCAUCCUGAGUCUCUAUCUUGGUUGAGGAUGUACCUGGAAAUUGUAGCGUAGUGAUGCUCACAUUCUCUAUCUUUUCCUUUGGUUAUCUUCUUGCAUUCCCUAUCUAAGGCCACAAUAGCUCAUAGAAGCUCAUGCGAGAUUAUAUUAUUA